CGUUGUUGGUUUCCCACCACCACCGCCACCACUCAACGACUCCAACCUCCUCUACAAUGUCAAUCCCUGAUAUCUGAAAGACUGAACCCAUUACAGACUAGGACCGUUUCCUAAUUUCUACUGAAUAUGUCAGAAAUCCCUACGGAGAUCAUCGAGCAGAUAAUCGACAAGCUCAGCGAUGACAGGAAAGCACUGGUCGCUUCUCUGUCUGUUUCCCAUGUCUUCCACGGUCGAGCUCGGUACCAUCUCUUCCGAAUCGUCACCCUCAGCAUGGAAUCAGAUUUCCAUCAGUUUAUUUCCCUCUGCGACAUCUCGCCAGUAAUUUCGAGUCUGGUACAGUCACUCGAGAUACGUUGCUACAAAACGAUGCCCCAGCUGCCCUCCCUACCUAACGUCACCUCACUGCACAUCAGAGGGCCUUCCAAUGAUGUAUGGCAGUCCAACUUUCCCUCGACUACUUCCCUUAUGUUAGAGGACGUCAGCUUCCCCACUGCACUGAGCUUCCGCACAUGGAUAUGCGCAUAUCCACACCUCACAUCCUUGUCCUUGAGCUAUGUUCGAAUUCAUCAUCCCUCAAUGUUCGACGCCUAUGCGCUGGCACAAGGUCCUCCUUUAGAGUUUCUCUCGUUCGCAGACGUUAAUUACAACGUGUACGAGGCAUUUCUAGGGAGCGCGAACGGAAAUAUCAGUACUUUCGCUCUUCACGGUUUACGCAAAAUCCGUCACGAGGUCAAGGACCCAGAUGAUGCCGUUGGUCUACAUAAAUUACUUGCCAUCAGCCGUGCUACGCUUCGAGAGCUCCACGUGACGAUGAAUCCGUUCUACCCCAUACAAAUUUUUGGUAAUGUCCAUCCGGAUAUUUCACAGGUGCCAACCGUUGAAUUUCGCAUGCCCCGCAUCUCUGAGUUCUCUUUCUCCGGGAUAAUUCUCUGGCUUUCCUCUUGCACCCCUACAAGCAGUAACCGUUCUGCACUUAUGGAGCGACUCAUUAUUCACCUAAGUCCUAUCCUUAUGCCAUCAGAUUUCCUAGAGAGUCCAACGUUCUCUAGCGGUCGGGCACCAUUGGACAUUAGACUUACCGAUCCUCUAUAUUGCAAUCCCAAGGUGGUUCAAUUCAAUGUGGGGCCCGGAAAGAUGCGCCAGGCGGUUCGGGACGCUAUAUUGAUAGCUUUGCCCAAAUUGCACGCUGUCGGGCGGCUAGCAGUAGUGGACGUGACCAUCUAAGCAGCAUGAAGGAUAUCCCAGAUUUUACCGUCGUCGAUCAAGAUCAAGGCUGUUGCCCGAUUCGUGCCCUUCGCCGCAUCAUCCAUCCCGCCCUAUGUGCUGUUAGCAGAGAAGUUUAGUAGCAUUCACCCCCCACGCCGUAGUCGUCCCUAUGAACGCCCUCGGAACCCAGUCAA
This is a messenger RNA of Desarmillaria tabescens, 1400 nucleotides long. RefSeq lists its product as uncharacterized. The record is from RefSeq and is a predicted model, not a curated record. The coding region runs from base 127 to 1224 and encodes 365 amino acids. The transcript is spliced from 3 exons. Lineage: Eukaryota; Fungi; Basidiomycota; Agaricomycetes; Agaricales; Physalacriaceae.